UCUUUAGUGGCUGAUAAGUCGGCUGAUAAGCUGAAGCGAAGAGAGCAUUUAAGAUUUUUGGCAGUGGACACGAGCUGCUCUUAGCCGUCGCCCCCGACAUCCCAACGGCAGAGCCAGCAGAGCACGCGUCUCGCGGGAUAUGCUCUGCUCUGGCGCGGUCGCAACCCCGAGCCGCAGCCGCAGCUGGACGCGGUCGCAACGGGAACGGGCGAUGUGCAAGCCCAGGGCCGGCUCCUCCGACGCGUUGGCGUCGCAGCCCGCGGCCGCCGCCCCCUCGUCCCGCCGCUCCUCCGUCUCGUCCUCCGCCAAGCGCCGCCUCGCCGCGGCAGGGGUCUCCUCCGCCUCCGCCCCCUCCACGUCCUCCUACUCGGGGGCAGGACCCUCCGGCACGGGCACGGGGACGGCCAGCGAACAGCGCCGGGGCGCCACCUCGUCGUCGUCCACCUCCUCCGCGUCCUCCAGCCGCGCGUCCCUCGCCGCGGCGCGCGCCUCGCUCCCGGACCCGCCCGUCCUCUACCCGUUCCAGGAGCUCGCCGCGGCCACCAACAGCUUCCUCGCCAAGCGCGCCGGGGGCAGCGCCUCCGCCGCCGCCUACUGGCGCUGCUCCCUCCGCGGGCGCGACGCGGCGCUCUUCCAGCUCCAGUGCCGCCCCGGACCCGGCGCGGCCGCGGCCGUGGACGCCGCCGCGCUCGCCAGGAUCGGCAGGUACCACCACACCAGCCUCGCGCGGCUGCUGGGCGCGUGCCCCGCGGGCGCCCACCUCUACCUCGCCUACGAGCUCCCGCCGGGGGGCGCCACGCUGGCGGCGUGCCUCCGCAGCCCGCGGAACCCCAGCUUCACGGCACUCCGCACCUGGGUCUCCCGCGUCCAGGUCGCCGCCGACGUGGCCCAGGGGCUCGAGUACGUCCACCACCACGCGGGCUCCGUCCACGGCCGCGUCUCGCCCGCCGCCGUCAUCGUGUCCGACCCUGGCCUCCGCGCGCGGCUCACCCACUUCGGCGCGGUGGAAUUGGCGGACCCCGCCGCCGCCCGGGAGGCCGGGGAAUCCCCCUACGCGGCGCCGGACUCGGGCGAGCCGUCGCGGGAGGCGGACGUGUACGCCUUCGGGGUGCUGCUGCUGGAGCUGCUCUCCGGGGAGGAGCCAGCGAGGUACCGCUUCGACAGGGGCACCAAGGAGUUCCAGCGGGUGUCGGUCCUCGAGACGGCCGCGGCGGCGGCGGCUGGUGGAUCCGUGAGGAAUUGGGUCGACAGGAGGCUAGGUGACUCGUUCCCCAUUGCGGCCGCGGAGAGGCUGGUGGAAGUGGCGCUCCGGUGCGCGGCGGCGGAGGACCGGCCGGACAUGACGUGGGUCGCGGGGAAGAUUUCCAAGGUUUACCUCGAAUCCCGGGCGUGGGAGCAGAAGGUCCAAGUGCCCACCGAGUUCUCCGUAUCGGUGGCGCCGCGGUGAACCGAACGCGAGCGCGCACCGACAUCGCCGGCCGGCGGUGUAGUGAUUGCCAUUUCUUUUUGGUGGCGGCGGCCUGUGACCCUAGUUGCUCCUGGUAGUGGGGUUGGGGAAAAUUAGGCGAACUGAAAUUCUUUGAAAAUUUAUUGAAAUUCUGGUGAAAUCUCAAUUUUCAAAAAUAUAUCCUGAUUCUGCCGUAGACCAUUAGCGUCGGCGCCCACAGGCCGCAGUGUCUUGCUGAGAUUCGGCGAAGGUUCUUUCCACCUUGGGGAUUUUUGCGUGAAAUCUCAACUCGAUGAAGAAUUGGGGAUGGAU
This is a messenger RNA of Setaria italica (foxtail millet), 1759 nucleotides long. RefSeq names its product chitin elicitor receptor kinase 1. The transcript has a single exon. Bases 140 to 1447 code for a protein of 435 amino acids. Gene Ontology annotation, biological process: protein phosphorylation. The record is from RefSeq and is a predicted model, not a curated record. Gene Ontology annotation, molecular function: protein kinase activity; ATP binding. NCBI's taxonomy places the organism in Eukaryota, Viridiplantae, Streptophyta, Magnoliopsida, Poales, Poaceae.